CCGUUCAAUUCAAUUCAAUUCCAUCCUAUAUAUGCAUUAUUCUAUUUAAAUACACACAUACACACAAAUACAAUUCAGAAUCGAUCAAAAUAAAAAAAAAAUAAUCUAUCCAUUAAAUGCCUAAAAAAAACAAAUAGCAAGAAUUAAUUAACUAAGAACAAUUCCUUUUUUUUAAUAAAAAUUUCAAGUCAUGGCAGAAUCUACCAAGCCUCACUUUUACUUGCCCAAGAUCUUCGACAAUGAAGGUGGCUGGGGUCCUGCCACUAAUGUCAUUCCCAACCAAUUCCGUGACAUCCCCUAUGCUCCCUACAGCAAGGGCGACAAGCUCGGUCGUGUUGCUGACUGGACUAACCCCGAUGGCCAGAAGCAAGACAACAGAGAAGUGACAGGACGCCAGGGCAGAACCGGUUUCAACCGUUUCAACAGAGAUCAACACCAGGCCUACGGUGCUUCUUUCGCUUCUGCAUUCGCUUUCACCCACAACGAGGACGAAUCUUCUUUCUCCGUCGUCGACAACCGCUCGGCAAUUGCCAAGAAGAUGGCUAUCAAGGCAUCCGGUGGUGCUCGCAGCCGCCCCCAGAACAACAAGGCCAACAACCAGGGAGGAGGUUACCGCACCGUCAACCAGCGCCCCCAGAACAACCGCCAGCAGCACCAGCAGCAGCAGCAGGGAGGUGGUCGCAGAAGAUACGGCUACAAGGAUUACGACAAGCCCCAGCGUGUUCGCAACGCCUCGAUCAACAUUGGUGCCGACUGGAAGGUCCUGGACGAGAUCGAGUUCAACCGUAUGGGCAAGUUGUCUUUCGGUAUUCCCGAGGCUGUCGACAUUGCAUCCUAUGGUGCUGUCAACUACUACAACAAGGCCUACGACCGUGUUAACACAAAGAACGAAAAGAUGUUGCAGAACAUCGAGCGCGUCAAGUACGAUACCACCACAUCCGAAGAUCCUAUCAUUCAGCAGUUCAUCAAAGACGACAAGGCUACCGUGUUUGCUUCUGAUACCGUUCUUUCUCUGCUCAUGUGCGCCACCCGCACUGUUUACCCUUGGGAUAUUGUUGUAAAGAAGGUCGGAAACAAGGUCAUUCUCGACAAGCGUCCUGGAGGCGUGUUCGAUUUCGUGACCGUGAACGAGAACACCUUUGAUCCCCCUGCAGAAAACGAAAAGGAGACCAUCAACUCCUGGUCUUCGCUCUGCACCGAAGCCACUUACAUCAACAACAACUUUGCUCGCCAGGUUGUUGACCAGGCCAAGCUUUCGUUCGAGAACCCCAACCCAUUCGCCUCUGAAGAGACCAAGAACCAGCUUGCUUCCUGCGGUUACCGUUACAGAGAGUUUGAUCUUACUUCCAAGGCUGAUGCUGCUGCUGCCGAGGGUAGUGAGGAGGAGGCUAACAAGGUCUCCAUGAUCGUCCGUACCGAGGUUGAUGCUGCCAUCAAGAACGGCAACCAGACCACUCUCAUGACCGUCCGUGCUCUGAACGAGUUCGAUCCUGCUGCCCAGGGCGCCGGUGGUGCUCUGUCGUGGAAGAAGAGCUUGGACUCUGCUCGUGGUGCUGUUGUAGCCACCGAGAUGAAGAACAAUGCUGCCAAGCUUGCCAGAUGGGCUGUCCAGGCCAUGUUGGCCGGUUCCGACCAGCUCAAGUUGGGUUAUGUUGCCCGUAUGAACCCCAAGGACAACACCCGCCACGUUGUGUUGGGUACCCAGGCUUACAAGCCCAAGGACUUUGCCAGCCAGAUGAACCUUUCUCUCAACAACGGUUGGGGUAUCGUCAAGGCUGUUGUUGACAUGUGUCUUCAGUUGCCCGAGGGUGUCUAUGUGUUGAUGAAGGAUCCUAACCGCCCCAUGCUCCGUAUCUAUGCUGUUCCCGGCGAGGAGGAUCUUGAUGCCUAUGAGGAGGACGAUGAAGAGGAGGAGGAAGAGGAAGAAGAGGAUGAGGAGUCCCAGAAAUAAAAUUAAGAAUACAAAAAAAAGCUAAAAUUCACUUGUCAUUUUUGUUCUAUCAAAUAAAAUAAAGUUGUAUGUGUAUCUAU
This is a messenger RNA of Phycomyces blakesleeanus NRRL 1555(-), 2031 nucleotides long. RefSeq lists its product as hypothetical. Gene Ontology annotation, cellular component: cytoplasm; eukaryotic translation initiation factor 3 complex. Gene Ontology annotation, biological process: translational initiation. Gene Ontology annotation, molecular function: translation initiation factor activity. The record is from RefSeq and is a predicted model, not a curated record. The coding region runs from base 191 to 1951 and encodes 586 amino acids. NCBI's taxonomy places the organism in Eukaryota, Fungi, Mucoromycota, Mucoromycetes, Mucorales, Phycomycetaceae. The transcript has 2 exons.